UUCAUGCACGCACGCGCUGUUAGGCAGUGUGAGAAAAUGGCAGACGUUUCUUUGGAUGAAGUGAUACGACAACGCGGUAUUAACCUCAAGCCUCCAAUCAAACGGCCCAUGUUUGGAAGGGGUGCAGGAGGCACUGGCAAAGGUUUUGAUGCCCGGCAGAAGAUUGGGGUUAAUGAUAUCAGACAGCGGCUUGGAGGAGGAACGGGUUUUCAAGUGAAAGAUGCCAGAGAAAAGCUGGGACAAAAAGAUGCACGCUUCAAAAUCCGUGGCAGGGGAGGAGCAGGAGGAGUGCAGGAUGCUCGUCAGAUGAUCAACUCACGCAAACAGGGGCAGAAUCAUUUCAGCGUCCCUGCACAGACCACGCAAAAAACAGCUGUAACACACCAACUACAGAGCCAGACACUUGUGCCACAGAUACAGAUACACACCAACAACAGUCCUGGCAGUGUGAACACAAGGCAGUUUUCCCCUAAUGUACAAGGACUGAGUGUGAGGGGCAGUGCAAUGCCGCAGCUGAGCAAUAUUAAGAGAAUGAUGGAUGCUCGUGAUAGGCUGAGCCUCAAGAGGAGCAUUGGAGGAACACAGACACCAGCAGCUGCUGCCCCACCCUUGAAAAUAACCAAGACCAUCCAGCAACGUCCAAUUGGGAUGUCAGGUGGCAUACGUGCAGCUACACAGCCUGUCUCAGAUGAGCAUGAUGGCACCUCCAGUAAACAAAUAAAGAUCACUACUGCGAACAAUAUGCUACAGUCACGGUCUGGUACAGUAGGCUCGACAUUCUCCAUGUCAGCCCCGAUCACCAAGGUUGUUAAAAAUGAUGCUUACACAGCCCCACGCCCUCCUGUCCCUGUGGCUCCCACCCGGCCCAACACAAGCAUGGCUGCCACUCGGUCCUCAGCUGCAGCCUUACAGCCGGUGUCCAGGACCCUCCAGCAAAGCACAGCAGAAACCAGCACAACAGCUCCUACUCCCCCUCAGCCUGCUUUCAGUCCUUUGGAGGGGACAAAAAUAACAGUGAACAACCUGCACCCCCGCGUCACUGAGGAAGACAUAGUUGAACUGUUCUGUGUGUGCGGUGCCUUGAAGCGAGCACGGCUGGUGAAGGUGGGUGUGGCUGAAGUGGUGUUUGUCCGUAAAGAGGACGCUGUGAGCGCAUACAGGAAGUACAACAAUCGCUGCCUGGAUGGCCAACCCAUGAAGUGUAACCUUCAUAUUCAGGGAAAUGUCAUCACAUCUGAUCAGCCCAUUCUAUUGAGGCUCAGUGACACUCCAGGCACAGGCAGCAGUACAAAAAAAGAGGGUCUGCCGCCCUCCUUGUCUCGACCCUCUGGUCAGCGGGCCUCUUCUCAGCCCACUCCAGAGGUGGACCCCCAGACCAUCCUCAAAGCUCUGUUCAAGUCCACUGCACAGUCCACCUCCACCACUGAGCCCCCCAGCUCACAGGCCACCGCCUUUCGCAUCAAGAUAUAGCUCAUGUCUAGUAUGAAUACUCUGUCUGUUCAUAAACAUAUUACUGCAUUUUCAGUGUUCACAUAUGAACUGUGAUUUUCACCUUGACAGCAGGCAGCCACCAUUCUCAUAUGAAACAGAUUUUUACACAUUUGAAUUCAUGGAUACACAACAUCCUCAUUCUGGUUUUGUGGUAUCAAAAUGUCUUUUUUUUUUUUUUUUUUGGAGAUGGACCAGCGGAAAGAAAUUUGAUGUGAAUUGUUGUUUUUAUCCAUUGUGGUUGGGGAUGCCAAAUCAAACUGGAUGUGUAGGUUUUUUUUUUUUUUUAAUUCUCCAGUUUAAUUCUUAUCAACCCCCCACAUCCCCAAAAAAGGAGAAGGCGCAAAAAAAAUGAAAUGACCUUAAAAAACUAAUUGACAGAAACUGAGCAUCAUUGUCAUUACUGAGAGAUGCACAAUGUUUAGGGGCCUGUACAUCCACAUAGGUGUGUUCAAUUAUGUUGUCUGUACCUCCUUUUUGGAUUUUCCAGAGGUGUACAGACCAUAGAAAUAAAACAGAAUCUAGACCAAACAACAAAAAUCGGUAGAUACCAUAUCUAUGUGAUUACACAGGCCAAAGUUGCUUUCGGCAAAUCCUUGGCACAACUCUUCCUAACGUCAACCUGAGAAGAGGUCUUACUAGCCAAAAUAAUUUAAAUAAACUUCUUUGAGUAAAUGAGGCAUGGACAGGAACUACAGCACCAUAAGUAAACCAGUUCUCAAGCAGUCCUAUUAUGUUGAUGUUUUAUUUGGUUUUACCGUACUUGUGGAAUCCAGAUUCUCGUGUGUUCUAAUUUUGGCUCGUAUUAUUUGUUUUCGAAACAGUAUAUGUUUAAUUCUUUCUAGUAUACAUUACACUUGAUUUAGGUUCAAGGACUGUAAAUUACUUUCGGUUGCUUUCUUGGUAUGUCAGUCAAGAAGAGACUAGAGAAAUCAGUUCUGUCUGUGAAAUGUCACCAUUAAAUAUUUAGCUUUCUAGA
This is a messenger RNA of Xiphias gladius (swordfish), 2467 nucleotides long. RefSeq names its product polymerase (DNA-directed), delta interacting protein 3 (gene poldip3). The record is from RefSeq and is a predicted model, not a curated record. Gene Ontology annotation, biological process: mRNA export from nucleus. Gene Ontology annotation, cellular component: nucleus. Lineage: Eukaryota; Metazoa; Chordata; Actinopteri; Istiophoriformes; Xiphiidae. Gene Ontology annotation, molecular function: mRNA binding. The coding region runs from base 4 to 1470 and encodes 488 amino acids. The transcript has 10 exons.